Molecule: messenger RNA, 2348 nt
Organism: Oncorhynchus tshawytscha (Chinook salmon)
Lineage: Eukaryota; Metazoa; Chordata; Actinopteri; Salmoniformes; Salmonidae
Product: dnaJ homolog subfamily B member 2-like
Exons: 8
Coding region: 315-959 (214 amino acids)
Molecular function (GO): Hsp70 protein binding
Source: RefSeq, a predicted model, not a curated record
UGUGAAGGUACAGGAAACAGGCUUUGCGAUGGCAUCCGGACAAGAACCCAGACAACAAGGAGGAGGCAGAGAGGAAGUUUAAGGAGCUGGCUGAGGCCUAUGAAGUUCUGUCAGACCGGAGAAAACGAGAGGCGUAUGAUACUUAUGGCAAAGACCGAAUUCCCAACAACACAGGCUCCAGUAGCCAUCCCACUCCAGAAGACUUCCCAGGAUUCACCUUUACAUUCCGGAGUCCUGAGGAAGUGUUUCAGGAAUUCUUUGGAGGCCAGGAUCCUUUUGCAAAUUUCUUCGAUGACUUUGCCUUCGGAGGAGGGAUGCACAGUGGCUUCCAUGGACAUCCUGGCACUUCGAGGCUCGGCCCAAGCCGGUUUUUCUCCUUCCCCUCUGCUGGAGUGCACGACUUCACCUCUUCCUCGUCCUCCAUGGCUGGAAUGGAUUGGAUGGACAGCAUCGGAGGAGGGAUGGGAAAUUUCAAGUCUGUCUCCACCUCUACACGUGUCAUCAACGGCAAACGCACCGCCACCAAGAAGAUCAAAGAAAACGGUCAGGAGAGAACAGAGAUCGAGGAAGAUGGGGUCUUGAAGACGGUGCUCAUCAAUGGUGUGGAGGAUGAGUUGGCCUUGGCUCUGGAGCUCAGCAAGAGAGACCACCUGCCCCCUAGUCAACCCUCACAGACGCCCAGGCAACACCUUCAGCAGCAGGCAGAGAGGGCGUUACCUGUGGAGCUCCAGACCCAUCCACACCGACCCGGCUCCGGCCCCCGGUCUAUGGCCCAGCGCUCCUUCAGCUCAGCCCCCUACUUCCACUACCCUGACGUCCCCAGGGAGGAAGAGGAUGAUGAUGAAGAUCUCCAGAUGGCCCUGGCCUACAGCCUGUCUGAGAUGGAGGCCCAGCAGAGAGCGUCUGCUUCAGCACCAGACGUCAUCUCAGACUCACACUUCCAGGCCUUCACGGGCUGAUCUGAUUGUCCGUUGCCCGUCUGACCCCUGACCUCUGAGCCUGAGGUAAAGCCCAAACAAAACAGUCUCCUCCUCCAUCAUCAGCUCCUCCCACCUCCACUGUUGCAUCAUCCAACCCUUCCUCCCAUCCUGCCCCCCGUCACCCCUAGAACACCACUAAACUCUGGGUCCCACCAGCAGCCCAUCUGUUUACUCUCCAAACCACGACCUACCCUGCGUUUUGCCCUCCAAUACUCCCCGUAGUAGAAGACCUGAGUAGUAGACCUCUGGUUAUCACAAGACAACAUAGAGGAUAUAGAAGAGAACGUACAACUGUUUUUUUUGCUGUGUUUACAGUAGGAUGUAGGGAAGUUAAUAUAACCUAUUCAAUAGUGAGAAUGGGUGAACCUUGGAGAGGGAGGCAAGAUGAAUAGAUUGGGGGUAGAUGUCGGGGUUUGAUUACAGGAUAGCUAGUAGCUAGUUAACCGAGGAUGAACAGGAUAGCUAGUAGCUAGUUAACCGAGGAUGAACAGGAUAGCUAGUAGCUAGUUAACCGAGGAAGAACAGGAUAGCUAGUAACUAGUUAUCCAAGGUUGAACAGGAUAGCUAGUAGCUAGUUAACUGAGGAUGAACAGGAUAGCUAGUAGCUAGUUAACCCAAGAUGAACAGGAUAGCUAGUAGCUAGUUAACUGAGGAUGAACAGGAUAGCUAGUAGCUAGUUAACCCAAGAUGAACAGGAUAGCUAGUAGCUAGUUAACUGAGGAUGAACAGGAUAGCUACGAGCUAGUUAACUGAGGAUGAACAGGAUAGCUAGUAACUAGUUAUCCAAGGUUGAACAGGAUAGCUAGUAGCUAGUUAACUGAGGAUGAACAGGAUAGCUAGUAGCUAGUUAACCCAAGAUGAACAGGAUAGCUACCAGCUAGUUAACUGAGGAUGAACAGGAUAGCUAGUAACUAGUUAACCGAGGAUGAACAGGAUAGCUAGUAACUAGUUAACCGAGGAUGAACAGGAUAGCUAGUAGCUAGUUAACCGAGGAUGAACAGGAUAGCUAGUAGCUAGUUAACCGAGGAUGAACAGGAUAGCUAGUAACUAGUUAUCCCUAGAUGAACAGGAUAGCUAGUAGGUAGUUAACUGAGGAUGAACAGGAUAGCUAGUAGCUAGUUAACCCAAGAUGAACAGGAUAGCUAGUAGCUAGUUAACCCAAGAUGAACAGGAUAGCUACGAGCUAGUUAACUGAGGAUGAACAGGAUAGCUAGUAACUAGUUAUCCCAAGAUGAACAGGAUAGCUAGUAGCUAGUUAACCGAGGAUGAACAAGAUAGCUAGUAGCUAGUUAACCCAAGAUGAACAGGAUAGCUAGUAGCUAGUUAACUGAGGAUGAACAGGAUAGCUACGAGCUAGUUAACUGAGGA